Messenger RNA from Colletotrichum orchidophilum, 432 nucleotides. RefSeq lists its product as uncharacterized. The record is from RefSeq and is a predicted model, not a curated record. Lineage: Eukaryota; Fungi; Ascomycota; Sordariomycetes; Glomerellales; Glomerellaceae. The coding region runs from base 1 to 432 and encodes 143 amino acids. The transcript has 2 exons.
AUGCUGGGCGUUACCUUUCCCCUUCCUAUGCUAACAGUUGAUAUAACCAAGUCUAUUAUUACAGCGAGACAUCCUUUCAGGUGGUAUGAGUCGCCAAAACAGCACUCCUCUUCUUUCGUUCGUUUUGCGUUCCAUGGCCAGCUCCUUCAAGCAAUCGACAUCGAGCCAACGAACGCAAAGUCGAACUCGUGGGUACCAGAGCAGCUGAGGCAAUUACCAACACUCCAGCCUCGCACCCAUUAUUCGUGGGCCAAGGAGCCCUGUGACCAGUAUCCGGAAACGACUCUCCUCGUGAAACGCUCUCAGGUACCAUGUGUGUGUAUCGUUACGUGGUCAUACAGUGCUGUUCUCCGUCAGCCGCAUUCCGCGGACAAGUCGGAGACUGUUGUCGUACAAUCGAAAGGAAUUAGGCUAAAAACGCAGUCUCAAUGA